Messenger RNA from Colletotrichum siamense, 2124 nucleotides. It is a transcript of the gene IQM6, whose product is annotated as IQ domain-containing protein IQM6. Gene Ontology annotation, molecular function: protein binding. The coding region runs from base 1 to 2124 and encodes 707 amino acids. NCBI's taxonomy places the organism in Eukaryota, Fungi, Ascomycota, Sordariomycetes, Glomerellales, Glomerellaceae. The transcript has a single exon. The record is from RefSeq and is a predicted model, not a curated record.
AUGACGAAAUUCGACCCCAGCAACCGCCGCUAUCCUGCCGUCGGACCCGAAUCCGAAGAGGAACCGGCUUCUGAACAGCUGCAGCACGAGCACCAACUAAACACUCAAAAGGACGACGAAUCUGGACCCCGAAGGACCCCUCCCCUACAGCAACAGCAGCAUCAGCACGUUUCCUGCGCCGCAAUUACCCCGCCGGCGAGCCCUUCCGUGCCAAGAUCGUCCGCUGAGGAUUCCAUUUCCCACCACCCAGAUUGCAACUUUUCUGCAACGGCGGCGCAGAGUGACGACACUUGCUCGCUCGCGCAGUCCCACACCAGCACCAACCUCAGUUCGCGACAGGAGUACAUGGACAGCCUCGUCCCUCCGUCGCGCGACGAAUUCGAAAAGAUUGCAGAAGUGCAGCGCGAGCGCGAGGAGGAAAUCAAACUCACCCACCGCACUUCCAAGAGGAGAUCGAUGCAGAGCCAGCAGUCGCAUUCGCCCCGGCACUCUGAAGAUGCCGGGGCCGGGGUCGAGGCGCCUCUGAAGUCGCCAACAACGAGAAAUAGGAGCGAUAGUGAAGCGAUGAAGAAUGCCGCGGCGCUCAUCCAGCGCAAUUACCGUGGCUAUAGAGUGAGGCGAGAGAUGAAGGGCUUCGGGCUGGAUCCGACGACGAGGUGGAUGUCGGCCAUCGAGGAGAUGCGGUUUCGCGAGAUGAACAGGCCGAGGGCAAAGAGCUCUGCGGCGCUGUCUGUAAACGGCGGCGACGAGCAUAGUGUGCUGUCGCGGGACUCGGAUGGCGGUAUGAAACCGACGACGGCGCGGGACAACUGGAGGAAAGCGGCGACCAUAGCGAGGCGCGCCGGCCACGACGACACCGAUUCCGAGGCCGAAUCCUCGUCCUCGUCGGAUGAUUCUACAGAGUCGCCCGAGCAGAGGGCCGAGCGGCGGAAACGACGCGACGAGGCCAUCGAGAAGCGCAAGAAAGAUUCCAAGAUGAUGGGUCUGCAGUACUUCCUCGAGAUGGUCGACCUUAAGCACCGCUACGGCAGCAACCUGCGCGUGUACCACGAGGAGUGGAAGAAGUCGGACACGAACGAGAACUUCUUUUAUUGGCUGGACUACGGUGGUGGCAAGAACGUUGAGAUGGAGGCGUGUCCGCGCGACAGGCUCGAGAGAGAGCAGGUCAGAUACCUGUCGCGAGAGGAGAGACAGUACUACCUGGUGCAAGUCGACUCAGAAGGGCGGCUUACCUGGGCGAAGAACGGCGAGCGCAUCGACACCACCGAGUCCUACAAGGACAGCGUUCACGGCAUCGUCCCGGCCGACGACCCCACGCCCGCGUGGUCGCAGACCAACCUCCCUCCCCCCGAGGGCCGCGACGUCGACGACAGCCGCUCCGAGUCGUCCGUCGAGUCAGCCCUCGAAGCCGACCGCGCCGCAAAGUACGCGACGCCCGAGUUCGACGGAGCGACGGGGAUGAAGAAGGUCUCGCACAUCUCGGCGACGACCGUCUUCAACAAGCUGCUCCGCAAGUCCGUCAAGAAGAACACGUGGAUCUUCGUUGCGGACACGAGCUUCCGGCUUUACGUCGGCAUCAAGGCGUCAGGCGCCUUCCAGCACUCGAGCUUCCUGCAGGGCAGCCGCAUCUCUGCGGCGGGGCUGAUCAAGAUCAAGAACGGGCGGCUGUCGAGCUUGUCGCCGCUGAGCGGGCACUACCGCCCGCCGGCGUCCAACUUCCGCGCGUUCGUCAAGUCGCUCAAGGAGGCCGGCGUCGACACGUCGCACGUGUCCAUCUCCAAGUCGUACGCGGUGCUCGUCGGGCUCGAGGUGUACGUCAAGUCGCACCAGAAGAGCAAGAAGGCCCUCGAGAAGUUGUCGCUCAAGAAAGAGAAGAUCGUUGCGCCCGAGGAGUUCAAGAAGCGCGAGGAGGACGAGAUGGACAAGAGCGAGAGCGCGGCCAAGGAGCGCAAGGUGCUCGAAAAGGAGGCCGAGGAGCGGGAGGAGAACCGCGCGGCGGUGAAGCUGAUGCGCAAGCUGAACCUGCAGCCGAGCGAGCCUAGGGGCCAGAGGGAGGGGGAGCCGGCGAUGGAGCCUCUGGCUGAGGAGAGGACGAGAGAGGAGAGGGCUGCUGGGGGCGUUUAG